GAGGAAGCAUUUAGGCGGAGAAGAGAAAGUGAGAGUAGACGGGAAGCCAAUAUCUUGAAAACGGAGAAAGCACAAAAAGGCAAAUGCACAGGAUGAAUAACUGAGGUCAGCUGGACUUACAGAUGAAAGAAAAAGGCCAUCAGGUGACAAUCCUGGAUGUUUCUUUUAUGUGGGAACUAGCUGCUGGAACCAAAAGCCGUUUAUAGGAGUAAGGAGUGGCAUCUGGAGAAUCUAGGGCACUUACCAUCCAACCUUCAUUAGUGAGCAACCUGUUCAUAGCAGAAUGGAUCGGUUAACCGCUGUCGUUGUCCGUGGCUUCAAAUGUCCUCUCCUAUGGCAAAGCGUGAGGCGGGGAGCACCAGCCCUGUGGUGCGUCAGAUAGACAAACAGUUUCUGGUCUGCAGCAUCUGUCUGGAUCACUACCACAACCCCAAGGUGCUGCCCUGUCUGCACACCUUCUGUGAAAGUUGUCUUCAGAACUACAUUCCCCCAGAGUCCCUCACACUCUCGUGUCCAGUGUGUCGACAGACGUCCAUUUUGCCGGAGAAAGGGGUUUCUGCUCUACAAAACAACUUCUUCAUCACAAAUCUCAUGGAGGUCCUUCAGAGAGACCCCGAGUGCUCGCGGCCUGAGGCCUGCAGUGUCCUGGAGUCCGUCAACGCUGCGGCGGCAGGGAAGCCCCUCUGCUGCCCCAACCAUGAGGGAAAGCCCAGCAAGAGUGAAGGAGUUUGUCUCCCCCUGCAGGUGAUGGAGUUCUACUGCGAGUCCUGUGAGACAGCCAUGUGUCUGGACUGUACAUCGGGGGAGCACAGGGAGCACGUGACCGUUCCUCUGCGGGACGUCGUGGAACAGCACAAGGCUGCGCUCAAGACACAGCUGGACGCCAUUAUGAGCAGACUCCCUCAGCUAACAUCAUCCAUCGAGCUGGUGAGUGAGAUCUCCCGCCAGCUGAAUGAAAGGAAGAACGAGGCGGUGGCAGAGAUCACCAGUACGUUUGAAGAGCUGGAACGGGCGCUGCAUCAGCGCAAGACGGCCCUCAUCACAGACCUGGAGAACAUCUGCAGCACUAAACAGAAGGUCCUGCAGGCCCAGCUUUCAUCUCUCCUCCAAGGGAAGGACCACAUCCAGAGCAGUUGCAGCUUUACAGAGCAGGCUCUCAGCCAUGGGAGUGCUACUGAGGUGCUGCUAGUUCAGAAGCAGAUGAGUGAGCGGGUCACAGCACUGGCCAGACAUGAUUUCCCAGAUAAACCACAUCAGAACGCACAUCUGGACUGUCAGGUGGAAACUGAAGGUCUCCGGCGCUCCAUCCAGAACCUGGGCGUCCUCCUCACCACCGCCGCUGUGGCUCACACCUCCGUCGCCACGGGAGAGGGCCUCCGCCACGCAGCCACCGGGCAGCACCACACGGUUACUGUGACAACGAAAGACAAAGAUGGAGAGCUGGUGCGGAUGGGCAAUGCUGUUUUAAAAGCAGAGAUAACAUCUGCUGACGGGAGCCGCAUUACUGAGGCAGACGUAGCGGACAAUAAGAAUGGGACAUAUGAGGUGGGCUACACAUUACGAGUGGAGGGAGAGUACUCUUUCUCUCUGUUGCUGUACGGCCAGCCGUUGCGUGGCAGCCCUUUCCGCCUGCGAGCGAUCAAGCCCUCAGAUGUGCCUCAAUCUCCGGAUGACGUGAAGAGGAGGGUGAAGUCUCCCAGCGGCACAGGAGGACACAUACGGCAGAAAGCAGUGCGUCGGCCUUCCAGCAUGUACAGCACCACCAAGAAGAAGGAGAACCCCAUUGAGGACGAGCUCAUCUACAGAGUGGGUUCCCGGGGCAGAGAAAAAGGGGAGUUCACAAAUCUGCAGGGAAUCUCAGCCUCUUGUAACGGUAGAGUUGUGGUUGCCGACAGCAACAACCAGUGCAUACAGAUAUUCUCCAACGACGGCCAGUUCAAGAUGCGCUUUGGGGUCAGAGGUCGGUCUCCGGGACAACUGCAGAGGCCGACAGGCGUCACCGUGGACAUGAACGGUGACAUUGUGGUGGCCGACUAUGACAAUCGAUGGGUCAGCAUCUUCUCGUCUGAUGGCAAAUUUAAGAAUAAGAUUGGUGCAGGCCGGCUCAUGGGUCCUAAGGGUGUCGCCGUGGACAAGAAUGGACACAUCAUCACUGUGGACAACAAGGCAUGCUGUGUCUUUAUCUUUCAAUCCAAUGGGAAGUUGGUGACUAAGUUUGGAGGCAGGGGGACGUCAGACAGACAGUUUGCAGAAAAACUUGGCCCAUACUUUAAUAAAUCUGGCUCAGUGUUCAGUCCGCACUUUGUUGCAGUGAACAACAAGAAUGAAAUCAUCGUAACUGAUUUCCACAAUCACUCUGUGAAGGUGUACAAUGCAGAUGGAGAGUUCUUGUUUAAAUUUGGCUCUCAUGGUGAAGGCAACGGUCAGUUCAAUGCUCCCACUGGAGUGGCCGCGGACGUGAAUGGAAACAUCAUUGUGGCUGACUGGGGCAACAGCAGAAUACAGGUGUUUGACAGUGCAGGCUCCUUCUUGUCUUACAUCAACACCUCAGCAGACCCUCUGUACGGGCCCCAGGGCCUCGCGCUCACCUCAGAUGGACAUGUGGCUGUGGCCGACUCUGGAAACCACUGCUUUAAGGUUUACAGAUAUCUGCAGUAGGCUGAGGGGAGACCUUCAGACCGGACCCCUGCUAAGUUAACAGUGCAUACUGCUCGGGGACAUGGAGCUGCAACGGGCCCAGGUUCCAGAAAUUCAUUACCUUUUCAUUUUGUCUCUGCACACUUAUAUAUAUAUAUAUACCAUCACAUUUCCAAGUUUCAAAGAAAUCUGAGAAAGAUGUUUACGUGAAAAACAACCAAAAACACUAAAACUAAAUAAGCUAAUAAUCCCCAAAAAUGAAAUGAGAAAAAAAAAAAAUGAGUUCCCUUUGUAAAAAAAAUGGCUACCCUGAUGAAAAUAAAGUGUUAAAGGUCACCUAUUAUGCAAAAUCUACUUUUUUAUGUCUUUUAUACAUAAAUAUGUGUCCACUCUGUCUUAAGUGAUUCGGAAAGUUUCAGGAAAAAGAUUCUCUCUUCUGUCCUGAUUUAUGAAAAUGAGCUGAUGAGAUUUUGGCUACUUUGUGAUGUCACAAUGUUUUUUGGGGUUGUGCAAUCAUUGGCCAAUAACAAACCAAGGUAACACCCCCACACCUUAUCACCUGAAUCUUUUCCUAGAGCACCAUUGUGUUCUUUUUAAACAAUCAUCUCUCAGAGGGGCGUGGCCAGCAGCAGCUCAUUAGCAUUUAAAGCUACAGACACCAAAUCAGCACUUUUGGAACAGGGCUGAAACAAGAGAGGUAUUUGGCAUUAUCUGUUUGGUAUUUCGAGCCAAAUACUUCAGACAUGUUUUGUAUAUAUCUGAGACCUAUAAUAUAUUUCACAAAGAGUAUAAUACGGGACCUUUAAUAAAACAUCCCAUUAUCCAUAUUUUUCUAUCUGAUCACGGUCUACUUGAGUGUUUUUGACAGAUUCCACUAGGGAAAAUCAACUGGGAAUGAACCUCUGGAACAAGGCGUUGCAGCGUUAUUUCUCUUUUAUGUGUGACCUCACCAGUAGAUAGUGUGCCAGUCUGAAGUAGGUGAUGCACUGCUAUUUCUUUUGGGCAACCAAGGCGAGACACAGAAGCAGGAGUGCACUUCCUGUUUUCUGAGGACGCUUUGUGUUUCUAGUAACAUGCUCAGGCCUUUCCUUGAACACUGCUGCAUGUCAGUGUGCUCCAAAAUAUGACCCUGUUGUCACUGCCUUCAAUUGUCAUCAGCAAACACAACAGAACACACAAAGACAGUAAUGUGUAUAAAGAGUUGUUUCUUAUUUUUCUCCUGAAUUUAGACUAUUGUUUUCUUUUAUGGCGUAAGAUGAGUUGACUUAUGUGCAGAUGUAUUUUGGUACCCAAAGACGAGCAGCAAGAAGCACAACUGUUGAUAGAACAAGGUUUUUGAACACAAAAAUACUUUUUUUCUUCUAUUAACCAAAACAAACUUCAUACAGUAUACGACACCAAUAGUUCGGUUUCCAUAUCUACAACGUAAUGUAGUUGUACAUACGGUAUGCAUAUUUAAGUGUACAUAUGGAUUGGGUGUCCAUGUUAUUUCACUAUUUAACCAACUUAUUACAGCACUUACACUGGAGCAUUAUACUUACAGUAUAUACAAUUGAAGGUCAUGCCAUGUAGGAGCUAGCUGAAUGGCUUGCAAACACUAAUAGAACAAACUUGUACUCAUUGUUUAAUGUAUGUUUUUUCUUCUAAAUACUUAAUUUAUUUUUCUUUUCUACAUCAUUUGUUCUACAAAUUAUUUUUGUAAUUGGUGCAUUUGAACUGUAUCCUCUUUGCCAAACAUAUUCGUACAUAGGCCUUGUGACAUGUAGCACUGAAAGCUGUUUUCCCAGAGCUCACAUCCUGGACUACAGGAACUUUUCCAUCGGCCAAAACGUUUUGUUGUAAGUUGUUGAACAUUACACAAGUACAAAUAUUAUAAGAGUUAUAUCAUUUGCAAGAGUAAUAUAUGCCUGUGUAUAGUUAUUAAACAAUCAAAAAGUGUACUGUAUAUUACAAUCACAUUCUUGUUGUAGCUGACAAGCACCUUCAUCAUGGAUUUUUCCAGUAUUCACUUUCUUGGUUGUUCAGUGUUUUAAAGGUGUUCUGUGCAUCUCCUUGAGAAACACAAAGCUAAAACCAGAACGUUUUUACCUGUAUUGUAUGAAUAAACUAUUUGAUCUGUAAUUCCAUCUGCAUUUCUCCUUUGGGAAAACUGUUAUUUCUGAUCUUUUUGACUUUCCUUAUUCAUAAAAAUGACCCCUGUGUUCCUAUGGUUUUAUUUGUGUCCUUGUUUGACCUGUAACUGCACAUGUCUGUGUGGAAUAAAGGCAGCACAUACUGUGUAAACAAAACAGCACACAAACCAUAUUGUGUGGCCUUCUCCUGUAUACUGCAAGAGGCCAAUUUUACAAGUAAUCACGUGUAUCAGGGCAAAGGUAUAAUUGUAAAUAUUAAAAUCAUACGCUAUGAAA
Molecule: messenger RNA, 5045 nt
Organism: Gymnodraco acuticeps
Lineage: Eukaryota; Metazoa; Chordata; Actinopteri; Perciformes; Bathydraconidae
Product: tripartite motif-containing protein 3-like
Exons: 18
Coding region: 322-2658 (778 amino acids)
Biological process (GO): proteasome-mediated ubiquitin-dependent protein catabolic process; protein polyubiquitination; negative regulation of translation
Molecular function (GO): zinc ion binding; ubiquitin protein ligase activity; translation repressor activity
Source: RefSeq, a predicted model, not a curated record